Messenger RNA from Physcomitrium patens, 5234 nucleotides. Its product is annotated as AP-1 complex subunit gamma-2. Lineage: Eukaryota; Viridiplantae; Streptophyta; Bryopsida; Funariales; Funariaceae. The record is from RefSeq and is a predicted model, not a curated record. Gene Ontology annotation, cellular component: membrane coat. Gene Ontology annotation, biological process: intracellular protein transport; vesicle-mediated transport.
UUUCAUUCCUCGUGAUUCCGCGGUUCAGAUUCCAUCGUCGAAUGCAAAUCUUGGACGCUCAACGCUCCGCAGCCCUGAAUAUGGUCUCCAUCACCGCUGUUGUCGACGUCGAAGCACCAAUCUGUUGUUAUCCUGCAAGCACCGCUUCACGUCUCCACCCUUCUCGCCGUAGUUAAGUCCUUUCACUGUAUUACGUUAUCCGAAUCGGAAGCCUAAUCUUGCUGAAGUCCAGGAAUUCUUUAAAGAGCCAUGUUGCGUUUUUAUGUUUAUCAUUCCCAUCCACCAUCUCUCUGUGUACCUACAGCGAAUGCCGCAAUUCUCAUUCGUGUGGGCUGUGACUAUCUCCCGAGUCACUUGUUUUGGACAUAUCAAGUGUAAUUUUCGAUUGCCAUGAAGCGCAUGUUGUCUCUGGCUGGUGCGUUCAUUGUCCGCGUACUUCUUUGUUUGAGAAUCUUGUGUCAUUGAUAAGGUAUGCUUGGUUGCCCUUUGGCAGUCGUCGUCUGUCGCCUUGUGAAUGUGGAUUGGCAUUGCUCUAUAUGUUUACUACUUAUAAGUGAUUGUUUAUGAUUGGAGUCCUGGUACUUUAGAAAUUGAGUUUUUGGUAGGGGUUUGGUACAGAUUUCCUCAGCCUCUGAGUUUUUCCUGUCAGCCUCGACUUUGGCUUUUCUUGUCUCACUGUUUAUUUUAUUUUAUUUUAUUUUUCUUCCUGCGCAUGAUCCAAAUUGGUUUUUCUUAGAUCUGAAACGUAUCCGCGGAGGCUAUUUUGAUUUAUAGAAUUUCGUGUAUCGCGUUAGGAUUCUGUUCCCUUGGCGGAUUUGAGGUCCUCCAUUUCAACCUCUCUUUUCACGGGAUUUAUCGUCUGCUCUCUUAGUUUGAAAUCUGGUCAAGGAGAAAUUUAAAUAUAAUGUUGAGUAAUGUACAUUGUUCGCUCUUUUGACGUUGAGUACUUCGACACAAUCUUGUUCUUAUUGAGUGCCCUAUUUCAUUCUACUUGGGUUCGGAUAAAUCAAUUUUUCCAUUGGGAGCUGCCAGUAAUUUGAAUCCCCAGUUCUGAAUAAACUUGUAGAUUGCAUAUUGUAUCCACACGCAAUGAACAAGUUCUUGAGACUACUCUGUUUCAACUCGAUAUUUCAAUCUUUUGAAAGUAAAAACUUUUUUAGACCUCAUUCUAAUUGGUUGUGUAUGGAAAGAUCAGGUGGCAGAAAUUUUUGUAAUUUUUGAGGUCGCAAAGCUUGUUUCCGCGAUGAAAGGCGUAUCGCGCCGGUGACAACUACGAUUGCAUGCCAAGUUUUGCAUUUAUAUUCUGAUAAUGGAGUAGUGAGUCGUAAAUGGAACCACACCUGUAGGUUGAAGUGGCAGAAUAGAUCUGCUCUAUGGCUUUCAUCGCGGGGAACAGACUAAGGGAUAUGAUAAAUUCCAUCCGGGCAUGUAAAACAGCUGCUGAGGAACGGACUGUAGUUACCAAAGAGUGCGCUGCAUUGCGUGAUCUACUAAAAGAACCUGUUCAAUAUCACCGACAUCGUAACAUUGCAAAGCUUAUUUUCAUUCACAUGAUGGGCUAUCCAACACACUUUGGGCAAAUGGAGUGUAUAAAGCUGAUUGCAGAGGGUGACUUUCCGGAAAAGCGGAUCGGCUACUUGGGGCUUAUGGUGCUUCUUGAUGAGCGCCAAGAAGUGCUAAUGUUAGUCACUAAUUCAAUAAAAAAUGACCUACAUGAUACAAAUCAACAUGUCGCUGGACUGGCUCUUUGUGCUCUGGGCAAUAUCUGCACAGCAGAUAUGGCUCGUGAUCUUUCGGCAGAAGUGGAGAAGCUACUCAGUGACAGCAAUGCUUAUAUUCGCAAGAAGGCAGCCCUGUGCGCAGUUCGGAUAGUGCGUAAAGUUCCAGACCUGAUUGAGUCGUACAAAGGGCCUGCGUUAAACCUCCUCAUGGGUAAGCAUCAUGGUGUUCUUGUUGCAGGAGUUAAACUGUGCUUUGAGCUCUGUCAAGCCAGUGCCGCAGCACUUGAACAUUUCAGAAAGCAAGUAUCAACGAUUGUGGGAGUACUGAAGAGUCUGGUGCUAAGCGGCUACGCUUCCGAAUACGAUGUGACUGGGAUUUCAGAUCCUCUUCUGCAGAUAAAACUUCUUAAGCUCUUGCGCCUUGUAGGAAGGGGGGACAAUGAAUCUAGUGAUGUAAUGAGCGACGUGCUUGCACAGGUUGCUACCAACACGGAAGGUACCAAGAACGCUGGAAAAGCUAUCUUAUAUGAAUGUGUGCUUACUAUAAUGGCAAUAGAGGAUAUUGGAGGACUUAGAGUCCUGGCAAUUAACAUCCUUGGUCGCUUCCUGGCAAACAUGGAUAACAACAUAAGAUACGUGGCUCUAAAUACUCUUGUCAAGGUUGUCGCUGUGGACAAUCAAGCUGUACAGCGCCAUCGUGCGACAAUUGUAAACUGCAUCAAGGACUCGGACAUUUCAAUAAGAGCGCGAGCUUUGGAACUUGUCUGUAGCCUUGUAAACGAGAGCAACGUUGAGGCAUUGACUACUGAGCUACUUGAAUAUCUGAAGUUUUGCGACCCAGAGUUCAAAGUAGACCUUGCGACGAAGACUGCUGCUCUUGUGCACAAGUUUGCUCCAACAAAGCUCUGGUACAUUGACCAGAUCAUCAUGAUUAUGCUGGAGGCUGGGAAGUAUGUCAAGAAUGAGGUCGUGUGGCAUUUCGUGGUUGUAGUCAGCAACGCUAUCGAUCUUCGAGGAUAUGCUGUCAGGACACUUUAUCGUUCAUUUCACAAGUGGACCGGUCAGGAAAGUCUUGCUCAAGUGACAGUGUGGUGCAUUGGUGAAUACGGUGACAUGCUGGUUAACAAUUUAAGCGAGUUAGAAGGCGAGGAUCCCCAAACAGUCACAGAAUCAGAUGCUGUGGACGUUAUAGAGAAUGUUUUGCGCGAUCCUGGAGUAAAUUCGACUACAAUUGCAUUCUGUCUCAUGGCACUGUUAAAACUGUCGUCUCGGUUUCCGCACUGCACAGAGCGUGUCGAAUCACUGCUACAGGAAUAUCAUACUUCCAUAGAUCUGGAAUUGCAGCAGCGAUCCUUCGAGUUUGGAUCCAUCGUUUCUAGUCAUUCUAAUCUCAAAGUAUCACUUACGGAGAGGAUGCCCAUUUUGGAUUUUGCAUCUUACUCUUCGAAACGCACUGGUUAUGAUAAAAGGUAUGGCAGUCAUUCUGUAAGUCCCACCGGUAAAAUACCUCCAUCAGAUGUAGCAGCCAUAAAGUUUACUACAAAUGACCUCAUGGAUAUGCUGACUAUACAACCAAUAGAAGAAGCCUCAGCACUUCCGGCUUCAGCUGGAGAUGCGCCGUAUGACAUAGUAGGCGGCAGUCGAAGUUCUACAUCAGCUGUGACCAAUCCUAUUCCCGCGCGACUCUCAAUAGAAGGUGCUAGCGCGCUCCUGAAUAUUUUGGCAGCAGAUGAAGAAGUUGAAUCCUCGAAUUUAAAGAAGCUUGCAUCUUCCACAACAUCCCAAAGGACUUCCGUAAAUCGAGAGGACUUCCGUAAAUCGCCUAUCAACUCGCGGAUCGACCACCGAAUGUCCAUCCUUGAGUUGGAGCCACAUUAUCUUCGCAAGUCACCCCUAGAAGAGGAAAUCUUGUCGACAAAUAAACAAAUAGCUUCUCUUGUUGAGCCAACGCUAUCUCCGGAUCGGAGUAGCUCCCUCGCACUCAAGCUCCUAGAAAGAAUAUCAAUUACAACCAGUCGAGAUUCUAUUCUUGGUCGUAAGUCUUCGUCAUCUUCUCAGCGCAGCCCACGAGCUAUUACCGUGGAUCCUGGACUAACACUAGCCGAGCAGAAGAGGUUUUCCAUAAAUGAGGCACGUCUACAGAGAAUAUCUUCGAAUGACGCACGGUUGCAAAGUAGUCAGGGAAGCCAUACUGAGCCUUUGACAUCCCAGCAGCGUAAAGUUCCUAUACUUGGUGUUACGGAGCCCACACUGCAACGACAAGAGGGUUUCGUACCUGAGGACGCCCCAACGACAACCAGUCGAAUCUCUACCCACACUGAACCUACACCAACUCAGUUGCAAAGAAGUUUUUUUCUCGAUGAAUCCCCUGCGGCAAGCAGUCGAAUCUCUCCACGUGAUAAUCAGCUAUCAAAAGUGCUGUUAGAGCACAGGACUUCCCUGCUGGGCGACUUUCCAAGUGCUAAAGAUGAAGUGGUUGGUGUGGAACCCAUUUCUACUCUCAACAGUACCUUUGGAGGUGAUUUUUAUCGUCCUGCGAAACUGGAUCAGCCAGAAGCUGAGGUUUAUCCUUCAAUAUUGGCGUUGCAAACUCAAGGGUUGAAGGUGAACUACGAAUUCACGAAGUCACCUGAAUCCCCGAAAACAACGGUUAUAAAGGCUAUUUUCACCAACACAUCUACAACUCCAUACACAGAUUUCCUCUUUCAAGCUGCAGUGCCCAAGUUUAUGACGCUGCGUCUGGAUCCAGCCAGCGGUUCCUCUCUACCACAAAAUAGCAGUGGCGUAAUUACACAAAUUUUGACAGUAACCAAUAGCCUCCAUGGCCAGAAACCGUUGGUCAUGAGGGUAAAGAUUGCCUACAAAGCGGAUGGGCAGCCUGUUCUGGAGCAAGGUGAAGUCAACAACUUCCCCUCGAAAUUGUAGCAGACAAUUAUUUCCUGAGGAGGAAUUCUGGGAAGAAAUCAAAUUGGAAGAGUCUGCACAUUAAACAAUGGUUAGUAAAAUUCCAGAAAUAGGUCAGUUGUCCAUCAACGUUUACUCUUUUCUUUGGGUGACGUAGGCAACGAAUGUUGCAAAAAUGACUCAUGAUAGCUGGAUUGCUUGGCGCUAGUUUUUUCAUUGACUGGAAAUGAAUCAUACUACCACGAUUUUAAAUGCUAUGGUUCUGGUACACUUUCCAGGUGCUGUCAAGCACGCCACGAAAGAUAUGGAUUAUGUAUCAAUCUUGGUCAGGUCUGCUCAGAUGGCCUACUUGGUUCCAAUCUGUCCUAGUAACCACUUUUAUAUUCCGCCCACUACGUAAAUAAGCUCACAAGAACAGAGACUUGAACACUUUCUGUUUCAGGAAUAGUUUAUUGAUUGAUGUCGGAAGUUCUACUAGCAUACGUUAGUGUUGAAUCCCUUUUUUUUCUUUUUCUUUUUUCUUUUUUUUCAUGUGAAAGGUGCAAGUGGUCCACAAGGUAGAUACACCGCAUGCGCAAAGUAUUCAAAUUUGUUUGUUUGAUGAUCUGA